AUUCCGUAACCCUCCAAAUACACAAAAGCGUGGCUGUCACUCCAGAGCCCUUUACAUAUCUCCUGAUCCAACCAGUCAUCCUAGUUUCCGUCCUUACAAAAAGACACAGUCCCAUAGAAGCAGCCCAUAGCUAUUUUGAACGCAUUCCCAAACCCACCAUAGAAAAGCACCUCAAAGAAAAGGAGCAAAAUUUUAUUGGGCAAAGGGUUUUGGGAAAAACCCUUCUCUUCGUCCUCUGUCCUCUCAUUUUUUUUAUCUUCAAUUCCCAAAAAAGAAAGAAACAUGUCCUUCUCUGGGCAAGGCAAAAAGCUAGGCUCCGGCGACAACGACGACAUGGGCAUCAUCGCUAGACUCUCCCGCGCUGUAUCCGACUCCCCGAUAACCGACGUCACCAAGAGAGCGGCCAGCGACGCCGCCUACGUGACCAAGAAGCUGUUGAAGAGCACGGGAAAAGCGGCGUGGUAUGCGGGAACCACGUUCCUGGUCCUCAUUGUCCCACUCAUCAUCGAGAUGGACCGUGAACAGCAAUUCACUGAUAUGGAGUUGCAGCAGCAGAGCCUCCUCGGCUCACCCCCUCCGCUCUCUCCUCCAAAGUAAAAAAGAAUAUUCGCUUCUACGGUUUAGUUUGUGGGCUGUUCUAGAAUUUCGUAUAUUGAUGCUUGAUUGGAUUUUUUUGGAUUAGAUUUAAUUUGAGGAUUGUAUGAGAUUUUACUGUGUGAGAAGUAUUCAGUUUCAUGAUUUCCUUGAUGGGUAUUGCUGGAAUUUAGGAAAUCAUUGAAAUUGGAGCAAUGCAUAGAAGAUUUGCUUUGAUUUGCUU
This is a messenger RNA of Theobroma cacao (cacao), 817 nucleotides long. NCBI's taxonomy places the organism in Eukaryota, Viridiplantae, Streptophyta, Magnoliopsida, Malvales, Malvaceae. The record is from RefSeq and is a predicted model, not a curated record.